GUGAGCACGGGUGGGACAGGUGAGGGACAGGUGGGACAGGAGCAGCUCGGCCUGGUCUACGUGGGGAGGGACCCGUGCGAGGAGGAGCACCGGCGGUACCUGAGGGACAUGCCCCGCACCUGGAUGGCCCUGCCCUACCGGGACGCCGCCUUCGGUGAGGGACAGGUGGGACAGGAGCAGCUCGGCCUGGUCUACGUGGGGAGGGACCCGUGCGAGGAGGAGCACCGGCGGUACCUGAGGGACAUGCCCCGCACCUGGAUGGCCCUGCCCUACCGGGACGCCGCCUUCAGCAGGGAGCUGGAGCAGCGUUUCGGGGUGUCGGAGCUGCCGGCCGUGGUGGUGCUGGCGCCCAGCGGGGCGGUGCUGGCGCCCAACGCCGUGCGGGAAAUCCGGGAUCGGGGCCCCUCCUGCUUCCACGGCUGGCGCCAGGCGGCCGAGCUGCUGGACAGGAACUUCCAGGAGCGCCAGGAGCUCGAGGGCUCGGCGCCCCGCAGCCUCACCGAGCCCCUGCGCCGCCUCAAGUACCGCCUGCGGGACCCCCAGGAGGACGAGGAGGAGGAGGAGGAGCAGGAGGAAGAGCAGCGGCGGGAGUAG
Onychostruthus taczanowskii (white-rumped snowfinch) is the source of this 594-nucleotide messenger RNA. Its product is annotated as nucleoredoxin-like protein 1. Lineage: Eukaryota; Metazoa; Chordata; Aves; Passeriformes; Passeridae. The annotation marks the transcript as partial. The transcript has 3 exons. The record is from RefSeq and is a predicted model, not a curated record. Gene Ontology annotation, biological process: photoreceptor cell maintenance. Gene Ontology annotation, cellular component: mitochondrion.